This is a messenger RNA of Jaculus jaculus (lesser Egyptian jerboa), 7340 nucleotides long. It is a transcript of the gene Bcorl1, whose product is annotated as BCL6 corepressor like 1. The transcript is spliced from 15 exons. Gene Ontology annotation, molecular function: transcription corepressor activity; protein binding. Gene Ontology annotation, biological process: negative regulation of transcription by RNA polymerase II. Bases 259 to 5628 code for a protein of 1789 amino acids. Lineage: Eukaryota; Metazoa; Chordata; Mammalia; Rodentia; Dipodidae. The record is from RefSeq and is a predicted model, not a curated record. Gene Ontology annotation, cellular component: nucleus.
CGUGUCCUCCGGGAGCCCAGCGGCCUGAUCCCAGCACCCCCCUUCCCCGCCACCUCCCUCCUCCUCCCUCUUCGCUCUCUUCCCCAGCGGCGUGGAGAAGAGCAAAGUUGCGACAGCGGCCAGGGGGCUCUGCCCAGGGUCAGCGUGGCGAAGGACGACUGGUAUCAGAGAAGUAGCCACCAUUCCAACUCCGGUCGCCCCCACUAUUAUUUCGGGGGAGUGGCCACAGCAGGUCCUAUCUGGUGGUGAGUGGCUGUCAUGAUCUCUACAGCACCGCUGUACAGCGGCGUGCACAACUGGACCAGUUCUGACCGGAUUCGCAUGUGUGGCAUCAACGAGGAGAGAAGAGCACCUCUUUCUGAUGAGGAGUCCACGACAGGUGACUGCCAGCACUUUGGAUCUCAGGAGUUUUGUGUCAGCAGCAGUUUUUCCAAGGUGGAGCUCACAGCAGUUGGAGGUGGCAGCAAUGCCCGGGGGGCAAACCCAGAUGGCAGUGCAACAGAGAAACUUGGGCACAAGUCCGAAGAUCAGCCUGAUGAUUCCCAGCCCAAAAUGGACUAUAGUGGGGGUGCAGCAGAGGCUGAGGGCCUCCUUGUGCCCCUGAGCAGCCCAGAGGACGAGCUUAAGCUCCCUACUCCUGACAGCACUGAGCCUGGCCACAGCAGGGCCAGCUGCUCCUGGACUCCGCUUGGCACCCAGAUGAGCAAACAGGUUGACUGCUCAUCAGCUGGGGUUAAGGCUUUAGACUCUCGGCAUGGUGUUGGGGAAAAGAACACUUUCAUAUUGGCAACUCUUGGAACUGGAGUCCCUGUGGAGGGGACCCUGCCUCUGGUGACCACUAACUUCAGUCCUCUACCGGCACCCAUCUGUCCCUCUGCUCCUGGUUCAGCCUCUGUUCCUCCUUCUGUUCCGGAUCCAUUUCAGGUUCCCCUCUCUGUCCCGGCCCCUGUGCCCCAUUCAGGGCUUGUUCCUGUCCAGGUUGCCACUUCAGAUUCAGCCCCUUCCCCUCCCCUAGCACCAGUCCCUGCUCUGGCCCCAGCGCCACCCUCAGUGCCCACUCUCAUCUCUGACUCGAACCCCCUCAAUGUCUCGGCCUCCGUCUUGGUGCCUGUGCCUGUGUCUGCUUCCCCUUCAGUUCCAGUUCCGGUGCCCCUGUCAACUCCUGCUCCGACUCCUCUCUCAGUCUCUGUUUCUGCACCUCCCUUGGCCUUGAUCCAGGCUCCCGUGCCUCCUUCAGCUCCCACUUUGGUCCUCGCUUCUGUCCCCACUCCCGUUCUGGCUUCAAUGCCAGCGUCCACACCUCCAGCCGCUCAAGCCCCUCCAUCCGUGCCGAUGCCUACCCCAACCCCGUCCUCUGGCCCCCCUUCUACCCCUACCCUCAUCCCCGCCUUUGCUCCUACACCAGUGCCUGCACCCACCCCGGCCCCAAUCUUUACUCCAGCCCCCACGCCCAUGCCAGCUGCCACACCAACUGCCAUCCCCACCUCAGCACCCAUCCCGGCCUCCUUCAGUUUGAGUCGAGUGUGUUUUCCUACAGCUCAGGCACAAGCUAUGCAAAAAGUUCCCCUAUCUUUUCAGCCAGGGACAGUGCUGACCCCUAAUCAGCCACUGGUGUAUAUCCCACCUCCAAGCUGUGGGCAGCCACUCAGCGUAGCCACACUGCCAACCACCCUGGGAGUCUCCUCCACACUUACACUCCCUGUCCUGCCGUCCUACCUGCAGGACAGGUGUCUUCCAGGUGUGCUGGCUUCCCCAGAGCUCCGGUCUUACCCGUAUGCAUUUUCUGUGGCCCGGCCUUUGACUUCAGAUUCAAAGUUGGUGUCUCUGGAGGUGAACAGGCUCUCAUGUACUUCCCCAUCUGGUAGUACCACUGCCCAGCCUACACCUGAUGGGGUUUCCGGGCCUUUGGCAGAUACUUCGCUCACCACUGCUUCUGCCAAGGUGCUUCCAACUCCACAGCCUUUGCUGCAGGCCCCUGGUGGGAGCUCAGGCCCACCUCACCCCACGAAGAUGUCAGGUGGCACUGAACAGCAAACAGAAGGGACUUCCGUUACCUUCUCUCCCCUCAAGUCACCUCCACAGCUGGAACGAGAGAUGGCUUCUCCACCUGAGUGCAGCGAGAUGCCCCUCGACCUCUCCUCCAAGUCCAACCGCCAGAAGCUUCCAUUGCCCAACCAGCGUAAAACACCUCCCAUGCCUGUGCUGACGCCUGUGCAUACCAGCAGCAAGGCUCUCCUCUCCACAGUCUUGUCUAGGUCUCAGCGCACAACCCAGGCUGCUGGCAGCAACGUUACCUCCUGCCUGGGCUCUACGUCCUCACCCUUUGUUAUCUUUCCUGAGAUGGUGAGGAAUGGGGACCCAAGCACCUGGGUGAAAAACUCAACCGCACUGAUCAGCACCAUCCCUGGCACGUACGUGGGCGUGGCCAACCCAGUUCCCGCAUCACUGCUGCUGAACAAGGAGCCUAACCUGGGCCUCACUCGAGACCCUCGCCAUCUCCCCAAGCAGGAGCCCAUCUCUAUCAUCGAUCAAGGAGAGCCCAAGAGCACUGGUGCCACGUGUGGCAAAAAAGGCAGCCAAGCCGGUACUGAGGGACAGCCAAGCACAGUCAAAACCCGUUAUGCCCCAGCCCGCAUUGCCCCUGGGCUGCCGGGGUGCCAAACCAAGGAGCUAUCUUUAUGGAAACCCACAGGAUCAGCAAACAUGUAUCCACGGUGUUCUGUCAAUGGGAAACCCACCAGCACCCAAGUCUUGCCUGUUGGCUGGUCACCAUACCACCAAGCAUCUUUGCUUUCCAUUGGCCUUUCCAAUACCGGGCAACUGACUCCCAGUCAGGGAGUGCCCAUCAGGCCCACCAGCAUUGUUUCUGAGUUUUCUGGUGUACCAUCUCUUGGCUCCAGUGAAGCUGUACAUGGACUUCCUGAGGGGCAGCCACGGCCCGGGGGCCCCUUUGCUCCAGAGCAGGAUGCUGUCACAAAGAACAAAACUUGCCGAAUUGCUGCCAAGCCUUAUGAAGAACAAGUCAAUCCUGUCCUUCUGACUCUCAGCCCUCAGACAGGGACCCUGGCGCUGUCUGUUCAGCCUAACAGUGGGGAUAUUCGAGUGAACCAGGGGCCUGAGGAAUCAGAGAGCCACCUCUGCUCUGACACCACUCCUAAGAUGGAAGGUCCCCAGGCAGCCUGUGGCCUGAAGCUGACAGGAGACACAAAGCCCAAGAACCAAGUGCUGGCUACCUAUAUGUCCCAUGAGCUGGUCCUGGCUAACCCCCAGAACCUGCGCAAGAUGCCUGAGCUGCCUUUGCUACCUCAUGACAGCCACCCCAAGGACCUCAUCUUGGAUGUGGUUCCAAGCAGCAAGAGGGGCUCCAGCACAGAGCUGUCGCAGCUUGGAAGCCAGGUAGAUCUGGGUCGGGUAAAAAUGGAGAAGAUGGAUGGUGACAUGGUCUUCAAUUUAGCCAACUGUUUCCGGGCCGAUGGCCUCCCAGCAGCUCCGCAGAGGGGCCAAGUUGAAGCUCGGGCUAAGGCUGGGCAGGCUCGAGUGAAACGGGAAAGUGUUGGGAUCUUUACUUGUAAGAACAAGUGGCAGCCUGAUGAAGAGACAGAAUCUCUGCCACCCAAGAAGGUGAAGUGUGGCAAAGAAAAGGAAGGCGAGGAGGACCACCACCAGCAGCAGCAACCACCACAAGACAAGCCCAUAGUCCGGAGUUCCCUGGGAUCCAAGUGCCGGAAGCCACCUGGAGACUCCCAGGAACCCACCAAGAAAAGCCCCAGGGGGGCUUCAGAUUCAGGAAAAGAGCACAAUGGAGUCAGGGGAAAGCACAAGCACCGGAAGCCAACAAAGCCUGAGUCCCAGUCUCCAGGAAAACGAGCUGAUGGCCAGGAGGAAGGCUCCUUGGAAAAGAAAGCAAAGAGCAGUUUCCGUGAUUUCAUCCCCGUGGUUCUGAGCACGCGGACACGCAGUCAGUCUGGAAGCAUCUGUAGCUCCUUUGCUGGUAUGGCAGACAGCGAUGUGGGAGGCCAGGAAGUCUUCCCCACUGAGGAGGAAGAGGAAGUGGCUCCCACCCCAGCCAAGAGGCGAAAGGUGAGAAAAACCCAACGAGACACUCAGUACCGCAGUCAUCAUGCCCAGGACAAGUCUCUGCUGAGCCAAGGCCGUAGGCACCUGUGGCGAGCCCGAGAGAUGCCCUGGAGGACAGAGGCUGCCCGGCAAAUGUGGGACACCAAUGAGGAGGAAGAGGAGGAUGAGGAAGAGGGCCUGGUGAAGAGAAAGAAACGGAGACGGCAGAAGAACCGCAAAUACCAGACCGGGGAGUACCUGACGGAGCAAGAAGAGGAGCAGCGGCGGAAAGGGAGAGCAGAUUUGAAGGCCCGUAAGCAGAAGAUUUCCUCCCAAAGUUCGGAGCACCGCCUCAGGAACAGGAACCUUCUUUUGCCCACCAAAACCCAGGGGAUCUCGGAUUCACCCAAUGGUUUCCUCCCAAGUAACCUGGAGGAGACAGCAUGCCUUGAAAAUUCAGAAAAGCCAUCAGGAAAGCGGAAGUGCAAGACCAAGCACAUGGCAAACAUCUCAGAAGAGGCAAGGAGUAAAGGUCGUUGGAGUCAGCAGAAGACACGAUCUUCUAAGUCUCCCACCCCAGUGAAGCCCGCAGAACCAUGUACACCUUCUAAGUGCCGAAGUGCUGGCCCAGAGGAGGCCUCCGAGUCCCCUACUGCCCGGCAGAUUCCCCCAGAGGCACGGAGGCUCAUAGUGAACAAAAAUGCUGGUGAGACCCUCCUGCAGCGGGCAGCUCGCCUGGGUUAUAAGGACGUUGUGCUCUACUGCCUGCAGAAGCACAGCGAGGAUGUGAAUCACCGGGAUAACGCCGGCUACACGGCCCUCCACGAGGCCUGUUCCCGGGGCUGGACCGACAUCCUGAACAUCCUGCUGCAGCAUGGCGCCAAUGUGAACUGCAGCGCGCAGGACGGCACGAGGCCAGUUCACGAUGCUGUGGUUAAUGACAACCUGGAGACCAUCUGGCUCCUGCUGUCCUAUGGGGCUGAUCCCACACUGGCUACCUACUCAGGUCAGACGGCCAUGAAGCUGGCCAGCAGCGACAACAUGAAGCGCUUUCUCAGUGAUCACCUCUCCGAUCUUCAGGGCCGGGCAGAGGGUGACCCCUGUGCGUCCUGGGAUUUUUACAGCAGUUCUGUGUUGGAGAAAAAGGACGGGUUUGCCUGUGACCUCCUGCACAAUCCUCCUGGCAGCUCCGAGCAAGGAGAUGAUGCAGAGCAGGAUGACUUCAUGUUCGAACUCUCAGACAAGCCUCUUCUCCCUUGCUACAACCUCCAAGUGUCAGUGUCCCGCGGGCCCUGCAACUGGUUCUUGUUCACUGAUGUCCUGAAGAGGCUGAAGCUUUCCUCGAGGAUCUUCCAGGCCCGAUUCCCGCACCUUGAAAUCACCACCCUGCCCAAGGCUGAGUUCUACAGGCAGGUGGCCUCGAGUCAGCUGCUGACUCCAGCUGAGAGGCCUGGAGGCUUGGAGGACAGAUCUCCCCCAGGCUCCUCUGAGACUGUGGAGCUGGUGCGGUACGAGCCCGAGCUGCUGAGGCUUCUAGGGUCUGAGGUGGAAUAUCAGUCUUGGAACAGUUGACAGAAACAGCCCUUCCCUGUUCUUCUUUCUCCUCCGAGUUCAUCCUCCCCCCACCUCCCAUGUCUCCCCCACCGAGCACCAGACUGCAGAAUGAGGCAAUAAUACGGACCAACAAGAAGCCGCCUUAUCAAUGCCAGCAUUAGUGACUGGAUUUUGUUUUGUUUCGUUUUGUUUUUGGUUACAGUUAGUUCUCAUCUCCCUGUCGUCAUCGUUGUUGUGGUUGGUGAUGGGGGUGGAAAGAUGAACUCCACGUCUGAAGACGAGAGGUCCAGGGGUGGUGGGAGGUGGCGCCAGCGUCUCUUGGACUGGCCUCCAUGCAUAUGACCGAGACUAAACAUGGGCCUGGGUGCCUGUGGCUUGUCCUGAGGAGAAACGAGAAAAGCCUAAGUCUCCGAGUGCCCCCUUCUGUCUCCUUGUGCUCUUCUGUCUUCCAUAGUAUUUAUUUGAUUAGUAUUUAAUUUGUAUUGUUUCAUUGGUUUCUGAUAAGUCUGUAUCACUGUGACGAUUUGAGACAACUUGUUGUAUUGAGGGACUUUCUUUACCUCCUUUCCUUUUCUUUCUGGAUAAGCUCUGGGGCUGCUCCCUCCCUCUGACAGCUGGGGAGGGGGCAAGGUGGGGAAGGGGAGGGGGGCAUCAUCAUAUGACUAAGGAACCUAGCUGCUGCUGGCACAGAGCUGGGGGGCUGGGGGCAAACCCCUGGCCUUUGGUGCUCCCCCACCCCCUGGCAGUCUUGCUUCUCCUCCUGCUCUUUGUAGGGCCCUGCCAUCUUGAGAUUAGUGUUUACUAGGGAGAGGGGGAUUGUGGGGUGAGUGGUUCCUGAGCUACUCUAAUAAAGGAGAGUUGAGAAUGGGCCUGAGGGGUGAGGGUACUUCCUUCACACUUCUCUCCUGCUCCCCUCAGAGUGCACAAUAGGGGUUUGUUCUGGCAUCUUCUGCCCUGCACCCCCACUUAUCCCAUCCAUGCUUCCCUAUCUCGAGACACUGAGCCUCCCACCUACCCUUCUCCCCCUCUCUACCCCUUCCCAGACACCUAGCACCAUUACAUCUUCUACUUCCUCCUCCCUUGGUCCCCUAUUCCCCUUUGGAAUCUGUCAAGGGCUCUGGGAAAGACUGGCAGAUGUGAAGUCAGGCAUCAGCUGUUUCUUUCCCUAGGGCAGGACACCAAUCUCCAGCUCCAUACCCUCUUGGGGACUUAGGGCUGAGUGCAUGGCAUGUGGCCUGUGGCCCACAGACCUCCAGUGUUAGAUCUAAUCUGUUCAGGGUGUUCAGGGAGAGAAGGAGGGAGAGGGAGGAGCUUGGGCUGUUUCUCUGUCUCCACCCAUCUGUGGCAUUGUCUUUCCUACUCCUGUUAUUUUUCUAUCAAUUGCUAUUUUUCCGAACAAUCCUUGUAGAGAGUAUGUACCAUCCAAAGGCAGGAGGGCCUUGCUGUGGCUGGCUCUGAUUGGAGGUGGUACAGUUUUAUUGUACAGGUGCUAAACAACAACAACAAAAGAAGAAAAUGGAAAAAAAAGACAAAAAGAAAAAAAAAAAAGCCAGUUUGAGGAUGGGACAAUCUGUUCUUCGGAGGCUCCUGACCCAUUCAGGAGAAUUGGUGGUUAUUUUCUUUGUAUUGUGUUCUUUGUUCCCAGGGGAAUUUCUGGGCCCCUUUCUGUAGGACAGCUCCCUGGCCCCACCAUCCUGCCCAACUCGUUUUGAACAAUGUUCUCCCUUUUU